CUCCAAUACAUCUUCUUCAUGAAUAAACUAAAACAAGAUUUCUCUUUCUUCCUAAUACUAUUCUGAAACUCAAGAGAUUGAGCAAGCCUAUGAUCAAAUUAUACAUCAACGUCUAGAUAAAUCAGGGACCCAGCAAAUUACUCUCUCUUCCAGGUACGUAACACGUGAUUUGCUUCCUGCUCCAUCAUUGAAUAGUGGACUUGGACCAACAAAUAGCCACACAUUUGCACCGCCUCAUGGGAGUACGCCGAUUGGAGGUGGCCCACCUGGACAGCCGCUGCAUGAAAGAGACACGAAGGUGAGUCACGAUGUAGCUCUCUUGGAUGAGGCCACCCAUCAUCUCGCGUGCCAACAACAUGGCCUCCAGCCACCCAAUUUGGACUUUUGUUCUCAAUCAAUUGAGGGUCACCAGGAAACGGUGGACACAAUACCCACUCAUAUGGAUUUGAAAAUCAGCCAGCAGAUACAUACCAUGCCAAUUGGCCCACAAGUCACAGCCUAAUCAGCCGCCUGAAUGCACAAUAUCUCAAAAUGAGCCAAAACGCAGCGCAAGAGUUCGGCGGCCAUCAACACGCCUAUCAGAUUAUGAUACUGACUUACCAUCCUCCCUUAUUCAUCGGUUCACCGCCAACCAUGCUGACUCUAUGGUAUAUCCUAUUUCACAUUUCAUUAAUUAUGAUAAGUUUUCUCCCACUCAUAAAGCUUACUUGGCAGCCAUCACAGCCCGUGAUGAGCCUAAGCAUUUUUCCCAUGCAGUACAGGAUCCAUUAUGGCGAGAAGCCAUGCAAAAGGAAAUUGAUGCCCUCGAAGAAAAUGACACUUGGACCCUUGUCCAUUUACCACCCGGAAAAAGGGUUGUUGACUCUAAAUGGGUUUAUAAGAUCAAAUAUAAACCUAAUGGAGACGUAGAGCGUUACAAAGCAAGACUUUUUGCUAAAGGUUAUACUCAAGUCGAGGGAGUUGACUUUCACGAAACAUUUGCUCCUGUUGCCAAAUUUGUCACAGUAAGGUGUUUGUUAGCCGUUGCCGCAAAACGCAAUUGGGUUGUCCAUCAAUUGGAUGUAAACAACGCUUUUCUUCACGGUGAUCUUUCCGAAGAUGUUUAUAUGCGUUUACCACAAGGUUUUGCCAAAAGGGAGACACUCGUGUUUGCAAACUACAAAAAUCCCUGUAUGGCCUCAAGCAAGCCUCUCGUAAUUGGUAUCAUAAAUUCACUCAUGCGCUAAUCGACAUUGGCUUCCGUCAAUCAUGAGCAGACCACUCCCUUUUUAUUUUUCAAAAGGGAUCGAUUAAUACCUUUGCUUUAAUCAUGACCUCUCUCACAUCAAUAUGGUCAAGGGUUAUUUAGAUGCCAAAUUUAGCAUCAAAGACUGGGGAAAAUUAAAGUAUUUUCUUGGCAUUGAAGUCGCUCGUUCACCAGAAGGAUUUGUUUUAAGUCAACGCAAGUAUACUCUUGACAUCUUGGCAGAAACAGGGACUCUUGUUGGCCGUCCUAGCUCAUUUCCAAUGGAGCAAAAUUUAAAGCUUUGUCCUGACGAUGGUAGCCCACUCGUGGAGGCUUCUUCAUAUCACCGGUUAAUUGGGCGCCUGUUAUAUCUCACCGUCACACGACCAGACAUAGUUUAUUCCGUCAGCCAGCUCAGUCAAUUUCUCAGUGCCCCACGACAGACACGUCUUAAUGCUGCUAUUCGUGUACUUAUGUACUUGAAGCAUACACCUGGUCAAGGAAUCUAUCUAUCCUCAGAUAAUGACAUCACAUUGACAGGUUUUUGCGAUGCUGAUCGGGCCGGCUGCCCUUUCAAUCGACGCUCAAGCACUGGUUAUUCUAUUACUCUUGGAGUCUCACCCAUAUCGUGGCAGACAAAGAAACAAUCGGUCGUCUCACGUUCCUCUGCUGAAGUAGAAUACCUUGUUAUGGCAGUCACAGUAAGUUGAAAUGGGGAGUAUUAAAGUUGACUUAUUUUUCUACAUACCAUUUUAUCUUUUUAUUUGUACAUGUAUGUAUUUUCCUAUGUAGAUAGUCAUUCGCAUGGAACAUGCAUGCUUAUUUUCUCUCACCUAUUAUACAUAGGUCCCUCUCAUGUAUUAUAUAUAUGCUCCGGACACAUACUAAAUGAAUAAGCAGGAGGAUUUCUCCAUUGCUCUUCCAAUCU
Messenger RNA from Cuscuta europaea, 2153 nucleotides. NCBI's taxonomy places the organism in Eukaryota, Viridiplantae, Streptophyta, Magnoliopsida, Solanales, Convolvulaceae. The record is from the annotation of a GenBank genome assembly.